ACGGCAGUAGGUGCGGCUAUACAGGACGAGCGGCGGUCUUCUGGCUAUAAGGGGAAAAAAAUCACCACAUAUUCUCACUUAGACGUCUGUUUUCUCGCGUGGAAACCCGUUUGGAAGAGAACGAGGAGGUAUUUUAAUAACUGGAUAUUUCUUUGGACGACAUUAAAGCGACGAAUUUCGUGGUUUGGAGUUUACAUAACAGGCUUUCCUGGUGUUCACCGGUUCUGCUACGGAGUAUUCUGGUCAUUCGCCUCCUAAAAUAACAGGCUAGUUAAAUAUUCCGUCUUUAACAGUCAUAUUGGGUCAUUAGAGUAAGGGACAAGUCGAAAAGUUUAGUGUUUUUUCAAUAUUUACGGGUUUUUCAUUUUUCUGAAAAACAAGUUAUACAACAAACCAGGCUAGAGCGCUGCAGCCACCAGGGUCCUAAAGCUCGCGGGGUUCGCGUCAUCACAGUUCCUUGGAAAACUCACUUUUUUGCGUCCAAAUGCUUCAGGAAUCAGCUGUUUAUCAAUUCUUCCACAUUAUGGAAAAAGUUCUGUUAGAGCAAGGCUAAUAAAAAAAAAUCCGGGCUCAAGUUUGUUUGUUUUUUUCUUAUCUGAAGUGACUUUCUAUAUUAUUCUGCUUGGACUAACAACUGCCUGCGAAUUGGAAUAAUAAUCAACGGAGCUCCGUUAAAAGAAGAAGAAGAAGACUGCUGAUAUCAUUCACGAAAGGAAUAACUGAAGGGCUCGUCCAGUUGAGUAAUGGUCAUUAAUACGAUCCACUGGUUCCGGAAGGGUUUGCGGCUCCACGACAACCCGUCGCUGAAGGACUCCUUGCUGGGGGCUGAUGCAGUCCGCUGCGUUUACAUCCUCGACCCCUGGUUCGCUGGGUCUUCCAACGUCGGGAUAAACAGGUGGAGGUUCCUGCUGCAGAGUCUCGAGGAUUUGGACUCCAGCCUUAGGAAGCUCAACUCCCGUCUGUUUGUGAUCCGGGGCCAACCCACAGAUGUCUUUCCCAGACUCUUCAAGGAAUGGAAGAUCACUCGGCUCUCUUACGAGUACGACUCUGAGCCUUUUGGGAAAGAGCGAGAUGCUGCCAUUAAGAAGCUCGCCUCUGAGGCCGGAGUGGAGGUGACAGUUCGCAUCUCCCACACGCUCUAUGACUUGGACAAGAUCAUAGAGCUAAACGGGGGUCAGUCUCCCCUCACCUACAAGCGGUUCCAGACUCUCAUCAGCCAGAUGGAUGCAGUGGAGCUGCCUGCAGAGUCCAUAACGGCUGAGAUCAUGGGAAAAUGCACUACGCCGCUGUCUGAUGACCAUGAUGAUAACUUUGGGGUUCCCUCUCUGGAGGAACUGGGUUUUGACACCGAAGGUUUGUCUUCGGCUGUGUGGCCUGGAGGAGAAACCGAAGCGCUCACUCGACUGGAGAGGCACCUGGAGAGGAAGGCGUGGGUGGCGAACUUCGAGCGUCCCAGAAUGAACGCCAACUCUCUGCUGGCGAGUCCGACCGGCCUCAGCCCGUACCUGCGCUUCGGCUGCCUCUCCUGCCGCCUCUUCUACUUCAAACUCACCGACCUUUUCAGGAAGGUGAAGAAGAACAGCUCCCCUCCUCUGUCGCUGUACGGCCAGCUGCUGUGGCGCGAGUUCUUCUACACAGCCGCCACUAACAACCCCUGCUUCGACAAGAUGGAGAGCAACCCCAUCUGCGUCCAGAUCCCCUGGGACCGCAACCCCGAGGCGCUGGCAAAGUGGGCCGAGGGCCGGACGGGCUUCCCGUGGAUCGACGCCAUCAUGACGCAGCUGAGGCAGGAGGGCUGGAUCCACCACCUGGCCCGGCACGCCGUGGCCUGCUUCCUGACCCGGGGAGACCUGUGGAUCAGCUGGGAGGAGGGCAUGAAGGUGUUCGAGGAGCUGCUGCUGGAUGCAGACUGGAGUGUCAACGCCGGCAGCUGGAUGUGGCUCUCGUGCAGCUCUUUCUUCCAGCAGUUCUUCCACUGCUACUGCCCAGUUGGGUUCGGCCGACGCACCGACCCCAACGGAGAUUACAUACGGCGCUACCUGCCCAUUCUGAGAGGAUUCCCAGCGAAGUACAUCUACGAUCCGUGGAACGCUCCGGAGUCUGUGCAGAAGGCUGCCAAAUGCAUCAUCGGCAUGCAUUACCCCAAGCCCAUGGUGAACCACGCCGAGGCCAGCUGCAUCAAUAUCGAGCGCAUGAAGCAGAUCUACCAGCAGCUCUCCUGUUACAGAGGCCUCGGCCUUUUGGCUACAGUUCCAUCCAACACUAAUGGAAACAAUGAGACGUCCUCAGAUGCUAUGGCGUUCUCCGUCGAAGCUUCACCACAGCCUGCUGCUCCAGCAGCCUAUCAGAUGCCAGUUCAUUCAGAGACAGACUGGCGCAGCAGUAUGAUGGUUUACCUGCAGGGGGAUCCACAGAACAGCACCAGCACACACAAGCAGGUUCCCAGUUACGCUCCAGCUACCAGCAUGAUGCGCUACACUCAAAGCAGCCCGCAGAAUCCAGGUCCUGCACUGCAAAAAGGAUUUGAGCAUCAUCCCGUCACACAGACCAGCGGAAAACGUCCCAAUGAGGACUCUGGCCACGGCAGAGGCUCUAAAGUCCAGAGGCAGAGCAACCACUGAAGAACGUUUCUGCACAUCGUCCUUCAUAUUAUCAGCCAAAUCAGACCAGACACUAAAGGACUAAAUGUUUACCUCCAGCACCAUGGUGUUGCAUGAACGCACCAUAAAUGCACACACACACAGACACACACACACACACACACACACGUCCCCUGAUUGAACAGACUGUGGACUCUGAUGAGAACUGCACAUCAGCGCCCGCCGGUGAGGCCGCGGCGGCUCUCACUGAGCGCUUAAUAUUGACAAACAUCCUUGUGUAUAUAAUGAAUUUGCAAACUGCAGCUCACACAACUUGUACAUAUUUGGAUAUUGUAUGUAUGUUUUCUCUCCUUGUGUAGCCAUAAACCCAUUGAUAUAUUUUUGAUAUGAGAUCAUGGAUAGAUCUUUUUUUGUUUUGAUAGUUCUCAAUAAAUAUUAAUAAUAAAAAACAUUUAAAGACUUUCUGACAAAAACAAAAAACACUGAGAGCUUCUGUGUUUGCUAACCAUCGUUUUCCCCAAACUUUGUUCUUUCUUGACCCACCUAUCGUAAACUGACAAACAAAGACGAAGUGUUCUGGUUGAUCUCAGUAAUUGUAGACGUGUCUCAUUCCUUUCCAGUGUGGAGGCAAAAUAACAUUAACCAUCUUGAUGUUGCCCUUUUUUUUAGUAGUUUUGGAGAGUAAAAAAAGGACUCAAGAGUCUUUGCAUCACAGUGACUUCCCUGUAAAAUCCUUAAUAAAGAAGUGUCCCACAAACAAGA
Molecule: messenger RNA, 3362 nt
Organism: Poeciliopsis prolifica (blackstripe livebearer)
Lineage: Eukaryota; Metazoa; Chordata; Actinopteri; Cyprinodontiformes; Poeciliidae
Gene: cry1a
Product: cryptochrome circadian regulator 1a
Exons: 14
Coding region: 744-2621 (625 amino acids)
Biological process (GO): negative regulation of DNA-templated transcription; circadian regulation of gene expression; entrainment of circadian clock by photoperiod
Cellular component (GO): cytoplasm; nucleus
Molecular function (GO): FAD binding; DNA binding
Source: RefSeq, a predicted model, not a curated record